AUAAAACAAAUAAAAUUAGAAGAAAAACUGAAUGAUAUUCAAAAAAAUAUAAUUACUCAUGAUUUAAUUGAUAAUUAUAAAAAACAAAUUGAACAAUAUGAAAUAAUUUUAACAUAUAUGAAUAAUUUAGAAGAAUUGAAAGAUAAAUGGACAUUUUUUCGUUUAUUUAUUUGGCGUUUUUGUUUAGAUAUAUAUAAUUGGAAAUCACUUGCUCAUUCUAUUCAUCAUAUUGAAUAUUUAAUUAAUAAUCUUGAUAAUUAUCAAAUAAAAGAAUUUAUACAAAAAAAAUUUAAAACUUUGUCAAAUUAUUUUAUUUUAUUUAUUAAAGAUGUAAUUACUCUACAAACUAAAUCAGAAAAACAACCGUUAAAAGAUCCGAUAGCGAAAGAAAAUGAAUCAUCAAGAAUUAAUUCACGACCAUACGUUACUUUUGAACUUGAUGAUAUUCGUAAAUAUCAACGACAAGCAUUAUUAAAGUCGCCAUAUGGUACCAUUCCACUUUACAGAAGACAAGCAUGGGUAGAAAUUCUUCAGUUAAAUAUAAAAAGAAAAAGAUCAAAUAUUUGUUUUUCUUUUCAAAAGGCAGCAGCUAACCUAUUUCACGAUCAUCCAUUACAUCUAUUACGUCAUAUGCAAAAUUCGCUCCGGAUGCAAGUAAAAAUCAAAUUGUAUUUCUUUUUGUGAAACACCUCCUGAUACGAGUGUUAGAGCUUAGAAGUAAAAAUUUCGAUUUCCCUGAGCUCCCUGGAUGUGCAACAAUCUCGAUGAUAAAUAACAAGUAUGAAUAGAAUUAAUAAAUAUUCUCUUGAUAAUUUGUAUUAUAGAGAGUAACAAAUAAAUAUAACAUAAAGAUUUACACUGUAUAAUUAUAACAAUCAGAUCAAAAUACGACGCCACAACUCAUAGACUCACACGCAUAUGAUUACAACACAUCACUCCGUAUUUCCCUCUAGUGC
This is a messenger RNA of Rotaria sp. Silwood2, 956 nucleotides long. The record is from the annotation of a GenBank genome assembly. Lineage: Eukaryota; Metazoa; Rotifera; Eurotatoria; Philodinida; Philodinidae.